AUGAUAUCGACCAGGAAAACGACCCUCAAGCCCGCAAACAACAUGGUUACCCAGUUUGUGCGUGGGAAAAGAACCAAAAGCAAGGGCGGCCUAUCGCCCGUUUUGCAAAGAGCUGUCACCCAGCUGAGUGUCAUGUCUGCUGGUAGAAAGCAGCCCAAAAUGCUCAAACUUUCGCGUGAGGACUUUAUUAAGCAUCAGACUAUCCAAAACUGCUGGGCGAUGUACCAAAGAGAGCUUCGUGAUAAGCGGAAGGAGCAGCUGAGAAUGCAAUAUAAGAGCAUUGAGCAGGCGAUGCAGCAGCUGCAGCAGCUGGACCCGGAGCUCUUUGACGCCGCCAACGCCUCUGAGGCCGGGAAAAGGUUUCCGCUGGAGAUGAAAGUGCCCACAGAGUUUCCACCCAACCAGGUAUGGCACUACAAUUACAAGCCCAAGCAAGAUUAG
Molecule: messenger RNA, 441 nt
Organism: Lachancea meyersii CBS 8951
Lineage: Eukaryota; Fungi; Ascomycota; Saccharomycetes; Saccharomycetales; Saccharomycetaceae
Source: the annotation of a GenBank genome assembly